Messenger RNA from Strongyloides ratti, 2274 nucleotides. RefSeq lists its product as hypothetical. Lineage: Eukaryota; Metazoa; Nematoda; Chromadorea; Rhabditida; Strongyloididae. Bases 1 to 2274 code for a protein of 757 amino acids. The transcript is spliced from 6 exons. The record is from RefSeq and is a predicted model, not a curated record.
AUGAAGAAUAUUCAAUUUAUUUUUAUUAUUUUUAUCUAUUUAUUUGCUACAAUUAUUUGUGUACCAUGGGAUUAUCAAGCAAGUAAUACUAACAGAAAUAAUCCAGGAUGGUAUCCAAUGCAAAAUCAGGGAUCAUCUCAAUUUCAAAACCCAUAUAAUGGAAGAAAUGUUGCAGCAUAUCCAGAAAAUCUUUCUGUUAAUAUGAUGCCAACAAAUAAUUCACCAGGAGUUAGAAAAUCAUCAUCAGUUAAUGGAUAUUAUGGAAAUUCAAAUAUUAAUAGUCAACAACUUUUAACUAAUACACAAGAUAAUGAUAGCCGGAAAAAUUUUUCUGAAAUUUACUUUCCACUUUUGGCUAGACGUGAAAAACUUGCUAAAAGUUUAAAAUCUAAAAAUUAUACUCAUACUAUUUUCAAAAAAGAAACAACACCAAAAAUGGUAACAUACUCUAAAAAAAAUAUAAAAAAUUAUUUCUCAACAACAAUUAAACCAAGAUCUUCUAACAAUUAUGAAAAUAAAUUAGAAACAAAAAAAGUUAAUACUGAUAAUAAAUUUGUCAAAAUUAAUAAAGGUACAAAAGUUGUAAAGUCAAGUAUAAAACCAUAUUUUGGACAUUGGAAUUUUCGUACAACGACAACAGAACCCACAACAACAACUACAGAAAUUAAAACAACCAAAAAACUUGAUUAUAAAUUUAAUAAUAAACGUGUAAAAUCAUGGUAUAGAACAAAACCAACAACAACAACAACUGAAGUUUUUGUUACAAGUACUACAACGACAAAACCAAUUUUAAUUCCAAAAUGGACAAAAAAAUCAUUUAUUCCUAGAUUUAAAUUAACAACAAAAUUAAAUAAUACUACAAUACAAAUUCCAACAACAACUACUACAACUAAUGUUCCAUCAACAACUAUUAUAGUUGAAAUUCCAAAAUCUACUACUACAACUGAAGUUCCACAGACGAGUACUACGACAACUCAAUCUCCAUCUACAACAACCGAAACAGUUGCUUCUACAACAACAACAAAUUUUGUAGAAACUUCAGCAUUUACUCCUACAAUAAAAUCAGCAUCUGAUACAGAAAUUAAAAGUACAUUAAAAAAUAUGGUUGAGAAAAAUGAGGUUCCAUCUAUAAUUACUGAGAAACAAAUAAUUGAAACUUCAACAAAAAUACCAACAAUAAGUACUACUAUUAUUCCAAUUACAACUACUACAGAAGAAGAAAAAGUGUCUACAACAACUACAGUCCCUAUUACGACAACAGAAACUUUACUAACAUCAUCUACUACAACAAUAAAACACUCUUCUACAUCAAGAAAAUCAUUAUCAGAAAAGAUAAAAGAAGAAGCAUCUAAAAAAUAUCAGUAUCGUAAUGAAAAACCAAUUAGUCCAUAUAACUUUCGUACCGUUAUGCCUUUAAAUAGUAGAAUAUUUAAAAAAUCAACAUCAGAAGCACCAAAAUUGGUAUCAGAAUCAAUAAAUUAUGAAACACCAAUAUCUUCAUCACAACCACCUUCAACAACGCUAUCAACAACUACAUCAACAAAAUCAGAAUCAGAAGAUUCUAUGACAACAGAAAUAUCAGAGGAACAACUUAAAGAAGCAUUAGACAAAAUAUUGAUUCUUAAGAUCAUUACACAUAAAAUUCAAGAUAAUAAGAAUAAAAUAAUUGAGCCAAAUGUUGAGUUACUCUCUGCUAUAAAAGAUGUUGUCUCUAAAUUUCGCCAAUCUCUUGAUAAUGCUGGUAUUCAGGAUGACGUUCGUCAUAUGGGAAAUCAAAUCGAAAGUACGUUGGGUGAACUAAAAUCUGGUCUUAAUCGUAGUUGGUUUGCGGUCAAACAGUCUGCAGAAAAUGCAGUUAAGUCAGCUGCAAUAGAAAAAAUUACUAAAAAAACUUUUAAAGAAAAGAAAGAAGAAAUAUCAGAAGAUAAUGAAACAUUUGAGGAGGAAUCUAAAAAUGAAUAUUUUAUUCCCAAUAGUAGUAAUUUGAUAAAUAGACAAAAAAAUAAAAUUGAAAACAAUUCAUUGUACAAAAAGAUAGAUCCAAAAAAUAAAAAUAAUCAAUCAAGUGUACUUAAAUUACCACAAGAAAGUGAAGGAGAACUUCAGCGACGUUUAUAUCAUAAAUUAGAUAACUGGUUAGGACAAGCACAACAAGCACUUUCUGAUGAUUCUGGUAGAAUACAUUCACCUUCAUCUACAACAUCACUAAGAAAUCACCCUGAUGCAAGAACAAGAUUUCCAAGAAAAGUUGGAGAAAAUACAUCUCAGAUUUAA